This is a messenger RNA of Peromyscus eremicus (cactus mouse), 1155 nucleotides long. Its product is annotated as tyrosine-protein phosphatase non-receptor type substrate 1-like. The record is from RefSeq and is a predicted model, not a curated record. Bases 1 to 1155 code for a protein of 384 amino acids. Lineage: Eukaryota; Metazoa; Chordata; Mammalia; Rodentia; Cricetidae. The transcript has 4 exons. Gene Ontology annotation, biological process: positive regulation of phagocytosis; positive regulation of T cell activation. Gene Ontology annotation, cellular component: plasma membrane.
AUGUUUCCUACAGGAGCAGCUACACAGAAGGAGCUGAAGGUGAUUCAGCCCGUGAAAUCAAUUUCUGUCUCUGCUGGAGAUGCAGUGACUCUGAACUGUACUGUGACCACCCUGCUCCCUGUGGGACCCAUUCAGUGGUUCAGGGGUACAGGGCAGAGUCAGCACCUAAUAUAUAGUUUCACAGGAGAGAAGUUCCCCAGAGUCACAAAUGUUACAGAUGCUACAAAGAGAACCAACCUGGACUUUUCCAUCCGCAUCAAUAAUGUCACACCUGCUGAUGCUGGUGCCUACUACUGUGUGAAGUUCCAGAAAGCAGAAACUUACAAAGAGCUUCAGUCUGGGGGAGGCACAAUGCUGUAUGUACUUGGUAAGUACUGCGUCAUCCACCUCAUCCCUGAUAUCUCCAACAGGUCAAAACAGGGUCCAAGAUUAUGUGAGCAACAAGGAAGAACUGAGAAUACACUGAAGGUUCUGGGCAAUGUAGACUUAAGUCCUGGAGGUGGUCUCCACAUAGAUGACCUCAAUUCACCAGUUGGUGGCAUCACAAUCACAUCCUUGUCUACAUGCUCCUUUGUGGCUAAACCGUCUCCUCCUGUGGUGUCGGGCCCUGCAGGCAGAGUUAGUUCUGGGCAGACAGUGAGCUUCACAUGCAAGUCCCAUGGCUUCUCUCCUCGGACCAUCACACUUAAGUGGUUCAAAGAUGGAAAUGAGCUCUCUCACUUCCGAAAAACAGUGGACCCCAAACGAGAAAGCGUCUCCUACAAUCUCUCCAGCACAGCCCAGGUGGUGCUGAGCCCUCAGGAUGUCCACUCUCAAGUCAUCUGUGAGGUGGCCCAUGUCACCUUGCAAGGAGGCCCUCUCCGUGGGACUGCCAACUUGUCUGACACCAUCCGAGUUUCACCCACUAUGGAGAUCAGCCAGCGGCCACCAAUGGUAUGGAAUCUGAUAGGUGUCACCUGCCAGGUGAAUAAGUUCUACCCUUCGAGCCUUCACUUGACCUGGUUAGAGAAUGGAAAAGUAUCCCGGAUAGAAGAGCCUUCUAUGUUCACAGUAAACAAGGAUGGAAGCUACAGCUGGACCAGCUGGCGCUUGGUGAAUGUAUCUGCCUAUGAGGAGGACGUGUUACUCAACUGCCAAGUUGAGCAUGAUAGAUAG